AUGUCCCUAAGGGCCACCUCGCAUGGGGACCUGCAGGCACUGUCUCUGGGAAAAGCCCCGGCACUGGACAGCGGACUGAGCAAGUCUUUCAGCAACAUGAAUAGCGGUGGCAGUGGCCUGCGUUUCAGCAGCAGCAGCGGCAGAGAUGGUGUGAUGGAGGAGAUCACGGACCUCAAGCCCGGGCUGGUGCCACGCAGGCCCAUCCGUGCCGUGCGACCUGUCAGCGCCGGGGGAACCAUCCUGCAGAUCAACCACCUGCAGGGGGAACUGGUGAGGAAGAGGAAGGAGUGUGAAGACUUAAAAAAGGAGAAUAAAUACCUGUCCAAUGAGAUCCACAUGGAGAGGAUCAUGAUGAGGACGGAGAACGAGUUGACCAUGAGGAACCUACGCAACCUCAACCACGACCUGCAGGCACAAGUCAAGGAGCUAAAACAGAAGCUCCACUUCAGCCAGCAAAGGGCCAGCAUGUGCUCAAGGGCGGCUGAGGACGCUGAGCUGAAGAGGGGGGAGGCGGAGAGGGUGCGGGCCCUGGCCGAGGUGCGCGCCAUGGACAGUCACAAGGAGAUGGACAUCGCCCUGGACAACAGCACAAAGCUGACCGAGGAGCUACAGCAGCUGAAGAAGGAGCACAAUGAGGUUCAGCUGUCACUGGCCAAAGCGGAGAAGAGCUACUUUGAGACGAAGCUGAAGCUGGACAGGGUGUCGUCUGAGAAGCAGGCCCUCCUGGGGGAGAACAGGAGCCUGGAGGAGGAGAGGGACACCCUGCGACACCGCCUCAAGGAGAUGACAGACGACAACGCCAAGAUCAGAGACAAGGAGGUGGGCUCCAGACGCAGGGCGCUGGCCGCAGAGGAGGAGAGCCAGAGGCUCAGCAGGGCGCAGCAGGAGGCUGAGCAGGGCAGGCGGCUGGCGGAGAGGGAGAGAGACGAGCGCACCAGCGAGAGCCUGAGUUGGAGGGAGAAGCACCAGGCUCUGGACAGCAUCCUCCGGGCCCAGGAGGACCUCAAGGCCCAGUGCAGGAACAAAGCUUGUCAGGCGAACAUCAAGAGCUACUUCCUGUGCAUGACUGAGAGCGACCAGAGAGUAAAAAUCCUGAAGAACUCGGAUGGCAGCCCAAAGAACUUCACGGAAGGAGAUCCUGUGUACAUUUCCACACCAGAACCAGCCAGUGAUGACACAGAAACAGGCUCAUCCUCAAGGACCAUGUUUAGAGUGUCAGCCCCACGGUCAGGGAAGGAUUCGGGCCCUUCCUACUUCAGCGACCUGUCUCCUAUGGGGGCCGAUAGUCCGGAGCCGGGAAUAGCCAGAAGAAGCAGGAAAACUGUGGAAUACUUCUGGAUACCCACCGAUGAGGAAUGAGAAAAGAGCUCAGCAAAUAUCAAAAGUCAUGUCUGUCCAGUCCAGAAUCAUGCACAUUCUGGGCAUUAACUUAAUAAAAUACAUUUUCUAGGAAAGGUUGGCUCUUUUGACAGACAAAUCAAACCAGUUCUCUUGGUGAUCAAGUGUUUUUAACCUUUAAUGAGUUAAGCAACAGUGGUGCACAAUAGAGCAUUUUUUUUAACAUCCUUAGUUACAUGAUCUAGGCCAUUUAGAGUUUUACAGAAGCAAAGCUGUGCUCACAUCAGAGGCCCUCCUGAUCGAGGUUGCCCCACUGAUCACUUGUCAAUUUUCAUGUCAUCUUGACAAGGGUAAAAGCCUUAAAAAAAGAAAUCACUCCAGAUGUGCAUGGAGGUAGAGUUCCGAACCAAUUCAUUAUUAUUACAUGUAUCAUUACUUCAAGGUUUAUUCACCAAAUUAAAAAAGGCAGUUAAAAACACCCCGUUUACAA
Molecule: messenger RNA, 1828 nt
Organism: Engraulis encrasicolus (European anchovy)
Lineage: Eukaryota; Metazoa; Chordata; Actinopteri; Clupeiformes; Engraulidae
Product: paramyosin
Exons: 8
Coding region: 1-1359 (452 amino acids)
Source: RefSeq, a predicted model, not a curated record